Molecule: messenger RNA, 3780 nt
Organism: Cucurbitaria berberidis CBS 394.84
Lineage: Eukaryota; Fungi; Ascomycota; Dothideomycetes; Pleosporales; Cucurbitariaceae
Exons: 6
Coding region: 1-3303 (1100 amino acids)
Biological process (GO): DNA-templated transcription; regulation of DNA-templated transcription
Cellular component (GO): nucleus
Molecular function (GO): zinc ion binding; DNA binding; DNA-binding transcription factor activity, RNA polymerase II-specific
Source: RefSeq, a predicted model, not a curated record
AUGGCUGCUAUACUGCAGGCGGGUGCAGGGCUGCCCGUUAGCGCCUUAAGUUGCCUUUCGGUCGACGGAAGGGGAGGCCAGGCCAGAGGGUUAAUAGCCGUGAGACAGGAGACAGCAGACGCUUUACUGCCAUCGGGUGAUCCUCAGGCGGCGAGCGGCCUUGUCGUUCACGCGCGCCCCCGCAUCGCAUCGUUGUUGUCGGGGGGUCCGCCUCCCACACCCACCUCCUUCCCGGCCCGCGUUCCAACAUCACCCGAGCACAGCUGCUGCUGGUCAAGGAAGGGAGACGAACCCACCCUUUACCAUUGCUCUCUAGGAGGCCUCCUAUCUUCUCAACCCUCAACGCUGCUGCUGCUGCUGCUGGAAGACGACGCCAAAAUUCACGCCCCAUCGGAGCUGGGCGCCGCAGGUGCGUCGUCUUCUCCCCGGACUGGAGAGAACGGCGCACCGCGGCUAACUGCAGUGACUGCUUACGCACAUCAACCACUACAGCGGCCGCCAUCUCCUCCGCUGCUGCAGCAACCCUCUCCUCUGACCCAAGCCUCGCCAUCCACCGUGGACGCGUCUCCACAGCAGACGCCCAGGCCUCUCAUUGCCAACGGUAGUGCAGAGGCCGCAGGAGGGCGACGACCAGACUCAUCAAGGAUGCGCUCGUCGAUUGCAUGUGACAAAUGUCGUAAGAGCAAGACCAAAUGCGAGAACCUGGGCCAAAACACCGUCUGUAAGGCCUGUGCACACACCAAGAGAGAAUGCGUCUAUGGCCCUUCAACCGUAAUCCCCAGUGGUGGCUCACUGCGGCGCGAGAGUACCGCUGCCGAAGGCGAUGCCGUGCCGAGGAAGCGUAGAAAGCCUCUGGCGCCCACAUCAAGUCUUGCCGACCGCCCAACAGACGGGUUGGGGACAUUUGAAGACGCCCUCUCUUCCCCGUUGCUUACCCCCCAGGUCUGGAAAGAGCUUUUUGCCAUUUACGAAAAACACUUCGCCAUAGACUUCCCCUUCCUACAUAAGCAAAGAUUUCUGAGCCCCCUGCAACCAACUCCGGGCACACCGCUUGAUAAAAAUGCCGAAUCCUCCCCUUCGAUGAGACCGCCGCACUACCCACCCUUGCUACUAGCAUUCUUAACUCAAACAGCUCGCUUUCACCCUGCACUUGUCGCCCAGAAAGGAACUCCAAUUGCAACCGCCCACUUCUAUGCGCAAGCCACGCGUGUACAAAUGGGCCAUGAUGUUGUUGGCAAGCCAACAGUCGAAAAGAUCCAGGCCCUUCUUAUGCUGGCUUGUCACGAAUGGACUGAUUUGAAAGGCACAACCGGCUGGCUGAAGAUGCGAACCGCCAUAAGUUCCGCUCAACUUCUCAAGUACCAGUGGGAUGCAGACAAUGAUGACGAUGAGCAAGGCGAGGCGACACAAGGCGACAACCGACAAUCGGAGAAGAACCAGUUCAUCGAUCGCGAGAUAAAACGUCGUACCUUCUGGAGUUGUUGCCUUUUGGAUCGCUACCUGAGUUGGGGUAAAAAUCGACCCCAAAUGUUGAGGUCCGAUGAAAUGCAGAGAAUCCAGCUCGUUUGCAGUGACCGUGCCUUUGACUGGGGCUUAAAGUCUCGAACCAGGCUCUUGGGAGAAGAUGAUACAGCAUACGCGGAGCGACGAGAGAAGCUGCGCAAUUCGUCCAAGCCUGAUUAUGAGAAGCGGAAUGGGACUGGCCGAGACCAACGGCCGAGCAAUCAUAUGGAUCAUGUCAGGUGGGAAGUAGGAGAGCAGGAAGCAGAACUCAGCUGGUACAUACAAGUGGUUGAUCAUCUCGGAGAAAUCAUAAAAUGGUCUUGUGCGGGUGGAAGACGUCAAGAGGGCACCACACCCCCGUGGGACGAAAAAUCAACAUUUCGACGACUUGACGACAAUCUGAAGCGUUUGAAGCGCAAUCUCCCUGAACAACUCCAGCUCACACCUGAAAACACACAGAUUCGACUCUACAACGGACCUGCAGACAAAUAUCUCCUCAUCCAUGCCAUGUGCAUGAUGUGUACUGUUUGGUUAUACAGAGAGUAUCUGCCUCUCUCCCCGUGGAUGUUGAAGACCCCUCAGGGUCCGCUGGACGAUCCGCUUAUCACGGACAAGCCUCCUACUCCCGAUUACUGGGUAAAUCAAGCCAAGGACUGUUUUGGAGCCUGCAAAGAUUUUGCCAACCUUCUCCAUUCGUUGCAUGACGUGCAGGCGGAAACGCCCACAGUAGCUUUUGCUACCUAUACUGUAGCUUGGUCUGCCAUAUAUUGUUUCUUCCAUCCAGGCAUGGACCCCGACGGCGCUUUGGAUACCCGUCCGAAGCCUAAUGCAUGGGACAUUGCCAAUCUCUUCCUUGGCCAGAUGGCACGUCGAUUCCCCAUGGCACGUGAUUGGCAGUUGAAGCUGAAGACCGUGUACAAAUAUUACCAAGAAGAGCGCGCGAAGUACAAAAAAGCCGGCGGUGAUGUUGGAAGCUCUCCUCAAAGUUCCUCAAGCGAUGGCGGUGGUGGUCUAAAAGAUUAUGUUCAGCUCUUUGAGAAGUCACACAAAGAGUUUGGUCUCACUGACGAGAAUCUUACCCUGGACGACAAAGAUAUCGACAUGACUGAUAUCAAGAUGAACCAUGAUGACGAUUCAGAGGACCGCAACGAGCCAACCAGUACUUUCGACAUGAAGAGUGAAAAGAGAGACUCAUCGGAGAGCGUGCCUGCUCAAACCGCCCCAGUCUCUCCCGCGUUCACACCCGUCAACGCCAAAGCGGCUGUGUUGAAGCCCUUUGCAGCAAAUGAUCUAACAGGCCUUCCAAGGACUCCACCGACGCCCUACGGGCCUCAGAUUCUCAAUCAACACACUCCAGCCGACUCUACCUAUUCUUAUGCCUCCCACAAUUCGGCUUAUAUCUCGCCCACAUCGCAUGGCUACACGUACAAUACUACGCAUUCCUCUCACCACAAUGCAUCUGCAACGCGAAAUAGUUCAGACCCCAAUCAGGUCCAGAUGUUUUCCUCAGGGACUGGGCCCGUUCAGGCGGGUGGCGGAUAUUCUAGUUGGCCACAGCAGAGUCUUGAGGAAAUUAGACCGACCAAGGCUAUGAUAGAACAUCAAGGUGCCCAGAGUAUCCAUAGCGACUUUGACCUGGAGAUCAUGGCAAUGGGCGACGGAGGUGCCAUUGCUUUUCCGACCGAGAGGCCCUUUUCCAACGACACCAACAAUAACACAUACUAUCAGUAUUACGGACAGAAUACCUAUUACAACGGAGCGAAUGCGGGUCCAACCAAUCUCUGGACACCGAAGAGAUGAUCAUGUGGUCAAACCGCAUUCGGUCCCUUCGCAUCCUACCGUGUAGCUCCGACCUAGAGGCAACUGUUAUGAGCCGUCGUCCAGUGCUUGUGGUCCCUAUUUCCUUUACUGUAAUUUUCUUUUACGCCUUGCAGCUGCUCAAGUAGCUGCGACUGCGGUUGUUUUCUAUUGCAUUAGCUCAAGCGACGAUACUGUGGAGUGGCAAAUUCUUGUACCGUGCAUUUCCUCGGAGAUUUCGCGUUGUGGUUUCGCAUGCGCCUUUGUUUCAAUAGAGUUGAGCGGCAGUAGUCGGAAAACACAUGUAGUCUUGAUAGCUUAAGGUGAAAUUAGCCUUUCUAGUGUACUUCGUUCUCAGUAUGAUAUCAGGUUGAACGCCAAUCCCGACUCUGACAGCAUUUCCACUUGGAUCAAUUCUAGUGUUUAAAACCAGUAAAAAGUGCGUACCCGUUCUAACUGAACCCACAUUUUUUUCUUAGC